Sipha flava (yellow sugarcane aphid) is the source of this 5945-nucleotide messenger RNA. RefSeq lists its product as uncharacterized. Lineage: Eukaryota; Metazoa; Arthropoda; Insecta; Hemiptera; Aphididae. Gene Ontology annotation, cellular component: signaling receptor complex. Bases 585 to 5609 code for a protein of 1674 amino acids. The transcript has 14 exons. Gene Ontology annotation, biological process: multicellular organism development; cell surface receptor protein tyrosine kinase signaling pathway; protein phosphorylation. Gene Ontology annotation, molecular function: transmembrane receptor protein tyrosine kinase activity; ATP binding. The record is from RefSeq and is a predicted model, not a curated record.
GCAAUCUCACGCUAGUGUACCGUGACUCAUGUUAUCGUAUCGCUGUUUGCACCGUACGGGGAAAACUACGUGCACUUCCGGUAGCCCCUGUACGACUGUCCGACGAUAAUCAUCGUCCGCUCUUCUGUUUUUCGUUUCUUAUUAUUUUUAUUGUCGCUGUCCAUUAUCUUCAAUCCCGUAGUAUUCGUUCGCAAUACACCGCAUUUUUCGAUUUCCACACGCAGUGGUGCGCGCGUUCGGUCUUCUCGUCCCAACCGGACCCGUCGCCAAUGCAUGUGUCAUCGUGUCAUUUUUCGCGCGCGCGGUAAAUAUGUAAACAGAUUUCCCGUCCGGACAUAUAUUCGAUCGUCAUACCCGUUGCUAACUGCUGCAACACGCAAGUGCGAAAUACGCAGUCGGUUGACUAUCGGGAGUGUUUCGCGUACGUUGACGGAAAUGAUGUGGUCCACAACGGGCAGAUGAGUGAUACGCGACUGUUCACCGCGCGUACCGACAUUUCGAGAAAAGCAGCAAUCGCCCGUUAUCGUGGCGUGGCCGAACUUCAGUAAAAUGACCAAGGCCCGGAACACGCGUCAGAGCUAAAAAUGGAACAUUUCGCCGUACCGUUGCUGCUGUGGUUGGGCUUGAUUUCGACUUGGAUCGAGUCGUCCGUGUCUUUCCCGAUUGAAGAUUUAAGUUCUAAUACAGUGUUGUGGACCAGCUCAAAUAUAUGGCUCGAAGUAUUAAUAGUUGCUGUUAUCUUCACUAUUUGUAUCAUUAUUUUCCUUAUGGGCUGCUUGGAUUGUUGCCGGAACAGUAGAUUCAGUUUUAAGGAUUCUACAACAACACAGGAAUUUCAGAAUGAAGUACUAUCGACAAGAGAUUACAGUUCUCCAGGAUUAGCAUUUGUCAACCCCAUUAGCAAUCUUCAUAGUAAUGAAUUGUCAAGAUCUGAUUCCACUAUUAUCAAUAUUGAACAGCUUUCACCGUCGAUUAAAUAUCAGUCAUUAUUUAAAGAAUGGAUAAAUGAUUCACUUUCAAAUUUUCCAAGAUCCCGACUACAAUUUCACCAUGAACUUGGUUCUGGAUGGUUUGGAAGGGUGGUGAGUGGUGAAGUGGUUGGUUUGAAUCAAAGUGAAAAUAAUAAAGUAGUAGUUCGAAUCUUAAGAGAUGAUGCUACUGAUGCUGAACGAUUAAAAUUCUUACAAGAAGCUACACCACAUAAAAUUAAAACAAAAAAUGGAAAUCAUUUAGUUUUAGGACUUGUAGCUGCUUGUAUCAAAAUGGAUCCAUUAUUAUUGAUAUUUGAAUCUAGUCCUUGUGGCGAUUUAAAAUCAUGGCUCCGUAAAAACGCAGACAAUAAUGAACAUGAAACACAAUUGGAACGUAAACUUAAAAUGUCUGUUCAAGUAGUCAAUGGUCUUUUGCAAUAUUUAAAAAGUGGAGUUGUUCAUACUGAUGUAUCUGCAAGGAACUUUUUAGUUUUUCCUGGCAAUGUUGUAAAAAUUGGUGAUUAUGGUAUAAGUACUCAAACAUAUAAGGAAGAUUAUUAUUUUACUGAAGAAGGAGUAGCACUUCCAAUAAGAUGGUGUUCUCCAGAAACUUUAAAUGUAUCUGAAUCAGUAAUUGAGACUAAAAAGGUUACUGUUGAAGGAAAUGUAUGGAGUGCUGGUGUUGUUAUAUGGGAAAUAAUGGAGAAUGGUGCUCAGCCCUAUGGUUCUCUUAGUGAUCUAGCAGUGUUAUCAGCUGUAUUUAUUGAACAUACUCCACUUUUACUUCCUCCUUCAUCUAAACAUCACAAACUAUCUCAGCAAAUAUAUCAAGUAAUGUUGCGUUGUUGGAAUAGUGAUGCAUCAAAAAGACCAACAUUUCCUGAAAUUAUUUCAUCUUUAGAAGAAACUUAUAGCAUGCUGAAAGCAAAUUUUGAUCCUGUUUCCUCUAAUUCCAGUCCUGUGUUUUCUAAAGAUUUUGCUAAAAGUGACAGUGAUUCUGGAAUGAGUUCUGUCAAUAGACCUAAAUCAUUUGAGGUUCAAAUAUUUGCAGAUGACAUGAGUGAUAUUAGUUCUCAACCAUCUGCCUCCAGUGGUGUUGAUGUAUUUAAUCAAUCUAAAAAAUCUCCGUCCUUAGAAAUAUUACAUGGAUCGUUAGAAGAUCUUACAAAUUCAAAUGAUCCUUGGAUAAGAACCGAUGAUAGUAUUCAGUUUAUGGAAGGCAUAAAUAAUGCUAUAAGAGAACUAGAUGAAGCUUUGGCUGGUGAACCUACGUCAUCUGAUGUUGAAAACUCUCCACCAAUUGUUAAUUUUAGGCUUGGUCCAAUAGCAAGUAAUAAAAUAAGCCGUCCACUAUUUGGAAACUCUUAUAAUGAUAACUCAUAUUUAGGAAGACGAUCUGUUACUGAAUCAUCUGGAACAGAUACAGAAGAUGAACAUUGGCGAUUGAGAAUUGAAAGAGGUGAAUUUUCUGAAAAAGUCAAGCAGAAAUCAAAAAGUGUCGCAGAUUUGAUGAUACUUACUCAUAUAGAUGCAAGCGAAAGUAGUGAAAGCGAUACUCCAUUAAAUUCAUUAUCUAGGCAAAACAGUUUUAAACAUAAUCGGUUGGCUGUUCCCCUUUUAAAUAGUCUUACAUUUACUAGCGAUAGUGACUUAAAAAACGCACAAGAUGAUCAUGAUUUUCAAGAUACUUUAAAAAAAUUCCAAACAGCUUUAAAAAAUAGAGAUGAUGAUUCGCUUUCAUAUUUAUCGUUGCAAAUUGAUAAUAGUAUGAAAGUAAAAAAGGAUACUAAAACAAAUAGCACCAAUCCUUUUUUAGAGAUUGAAGCCUCGGAAAACAUAAAUAAAAAUAACCCUUUUAUUUUGCCAAACACAUCUCAUUGUUCUACAAUUGCUAGUAAUUCUUCUGUUCUUUUGGGUCCAUGUGAAAAUUUUACAAUAGAUUAUUAUAAAGGUAUUUCUUCAUCUCUAACAGAACAUAAAUCACCAAUAAAUGAUAAAAUAGAUAACUCAAUAUUUGAGAAUUUUAGUUUUACUUUUAAUCCGUACGAGUCUAUGAAAUGGGAUUCUAAUAUAUUUGAUUUCAGUAAACCUAUUCUCGGAGAAUCUGAAGAUUUAAAAGUUAAAGGCAAAUCAAAACACAUACUAUUAGAUGAUGUCAUUAAAGAAUCCAAUUACAAUACUUUAGAAUCGGAUUCUGGACAUACAUCAGACUAUACAAAUUGUGAAGAUAUUUCGACUAAAGAUCCAUUAGAAACCAAAAGUUUAAGUACUCCAAAUUAUUCAUUUAAUGAAACAAAUGAAGCUUAUAAUUACUAUAAUAAUAUUACGGUGCUAAAAAAUGGUUCUGAUGACUCUGGUUGUGAAAUAGAACAAAUAACAAGUGAAGACGGCAGCACAGAGUUUUUGAAUGACAAAUCAGAAGAUGAAGAUGAUAAUGAAAUCACUGUAAUCAAAGUUCACGAUUCGUAUAAAGAAAAUCUGAAUAAUGAUCAGCUUAAAUUUGAAGGAAUAUCUGAUAAAGAUAGUAAACAAAGUGAAGUGAUUAAAGGUCAAUAUGAAAUUGAUGAUAUUAUUGAAGGUCUUUCGGAAUCUUGGUAUUUACAUCCACCGAAUCAAAACGCUUCAGGUUGGCUUCCAGAUACACUUAAUCAUGAAGAUGAAUCUAAUGAUAAAGAAUUGUCUUUGGAUGAAGUAUAUGCAGAAGCUAUUAGACAAGAACUUAGAGGAAAAGUUAACCAGACUGAUAAUGAUUCAAGAAAUUUAAAUAUAUCACUGGAAGAAAAUAGCAAUGAACCUGAAAACACUAAUCAUACAGAUAUGGUUAUACAUUAUAAUGUAUAUCCCCCUCCAUUGUCCACAAUUUUUGAAGAAGAUGAAGAUGAAUAUCCUGAAAUAAUUGAUACAUUUUCUGAAAACCCUAGUCCUUCAUGUAUUUUAACAAAUACUUCUUCAGAUCAUCUAGUCAUUAGUAGAGAAAAAUUAGUUGACUCUUCAUCAGAACUAGAUAAUAUUCAAGAUGAUGUCUUAAUUGUUGACACAAUAACUAAUGAAGCAAUUAUAUUAGAUACAGACGUAUCAGAAAAACAAGAAAUAAAACUUUUGAAUAACACAUAUACAAUUGAAGAAGUAAAUUCAGAUACAGAUGAUAUAUUGGAAAAUUUAGAAUCUGAUAGUGUAGCUACUUAUUCGCCUGAUUCAUUAUCACCAGGAUCCACUAGUAAAACUGCUGCAGCUAUGUCAUAUUCAUCAUCUGAAACUGCUGAUAUUUCUGAUCAAUUUAUUUCGCCAACAUAUAGUAACAUUGAUUUACCAUUAGAUAAACAAACCAAUGCCAUUAAAAGCAUUGAAGAACUACUGAAAUCUCCCCACAAGAGUAAUUCAAAUGAAAACUUAGAUUUGUUUGACAGUAAGCAAAAUGAAAACUGGUUGAAAAUGUUUAUCAAUACUAAAACAUUUUGUGAAAGCAACCUUGUUCAUUCAACAUCAUUACCGAAUUCAAUAAAUUUUAAUAGCAAUAAUUGGCCUAAAAUUAAUGAAUUAACAGUUGUAAGCAGUUCAGAACCAAACUUAACUACAAUUGAUGUUGACAAGACUUUAAAAACACAAGCCGUUUAUGAAGCAGAUUGUUGGAAGAGUUUAGACUCUAAUUCAACAAUUACUGAAGAAAAGCACCAUAGAGAGUUUAAAGUAUCACUAGUUAAUGAAAACCCUGAAAAACAAGAAUCUCAAAAACUAUUUCCAAUUCCAUUACCAAAUGUUAAUAUUUUAAAUAAUUGGGAAAAAGUGUUUGGGAAGUCUAAUAAUAAUGGCAACGAUAGUGAAUCUACUAAAUCUGAAGAUGAUAGCGAUGAAGAUGAAGUAGAAUUUGUUCCUUCAACAUGGAAUAGUAAUGCAACUCCUAAUAAAACUUCACUGCGCAACUCAAACUCACAAUCAUGUGCCAAAAAGUCGGUGUCGUUUAAGCAACAAAAUUAUCAUUGUGUUUAUGAGUACCCGCGAGAUGAUAGCGAAACAUUUGAUUUAGACAUAGGACCAAUUUGGGAUCGAACACCUAAUUAUUUUGAUUUAUCAUCCUUUAGUGAUUGGGGAGCUGGUCCAUCAAAAACCGAUUUACUCAGUCCAUCGUUUAUUGAUGAUGAAGCAUGUAAUACUAUUCAAACUUUCUCUCAUGAAACUAAUUUUAAAUUCCCCUUGACAACUUUUGAUGAUGAUUUUUAUAUAAGUAGUUCUAAUCAACCAUUUGAAACAAACCAAAGUCAAUUUUUCCCAGGUCAAAAGUCAAAUGGUAUUGACUCUUUUGAACCUAAUGCAUCUGAUUUAAAUCAGUUAAAACCCAAAAACAUAAUUGCCAAUUUAAAUGAAGAUGUAUCAGAACCGGAUUCUCUUGCAAGUGCUGUUACAUUAAAUGAAGAACUAGCAAAAGCAGAAAUAGAUAACAUGGAUAUAAAAACAUUAGGCAAAAUACUUUCAUUCAAAAUAGAUGAGGUCGUUGAUGUCAGUGAUACAAAAUUGCCCAAAGAGCCACUUUCCCCUACUUUAGGAGAACUGUGUCAUGCCAAACAGCGUUUGACUUUAAACCUGUGUAAAUCUACAUCCAUGCAGUCAUCAAACAAUAGUACAGAAAAAUUUAACACUUAAGAUAAUUGCUUAUUCUUCUAUUUUAAAAAAAUAUCAUGUUGAUACUUGAAAGUACCCAAUGUUUUGGACAAGUACCUAACAUGAUAAUCUCUCUUGGAUUUUUUACAAUUUUGUGCAUGGAGUACACAUGAUGUGUUUAUAAUUCAGUUGUAUGCUCAUUGUGGUGAGUUGAAAAAUACAAAUUGUUAGGUGUUGUGUCUAAAAGAGUUAUCUGUUGAUCUGAAAUAUUCUGUUUGACGUUCCUUGAUAUUUACAUACAAUUAUUAAUUGGUAUAGAGUAAUGAUUACUGAUGAAUCUUAACCAAAAUAAAUAAUUUAUGUUUUAGUUACUAACAA